Molecule: messenger RNA, 990 nt
Organism: Colletotrichum karsti
Lineage: Eukaryota; Fungi; Ascomycota; Sordariomycetes; Glomerellales; Glomerellaceae
Product: cyclin-like protein
Exons: 1
Coding region: 1-990 (329 amino acids)
Biological process (GO): regulation of cyclin-dependent protein serine/threonine kinase activity
Cellular component (GO): nucleus; cyclin-dependent protein kinase holoenzyme complex
Molecular function (GO): cyclin-dependent protein serine/threonine kinase regulator activity; protein kinase binding
Source: RefSeq, a predicted model, not a curated record
AUGCCCGGAGGAGUAUGUGCCGUCCUCGACUACGAGGUCGACCAAAUGGCCGAGUUCGUCGCCGAGAUGGCUACCCGUGUCGUCACACCCCUGACAACCUCUGCCGUUACGCCGCCCUUCCGCAAGUUCGUCUCGCAGAUCCUCUCUUCCACGAGACUGCCCAAGAGCACCAUCCUUCUCGGCAUGAACUACCUCGCGAAGCGCGUCAACACCCUGAAGCAGAACAACGCCGCCUACACCGUCCCCGAGGGUCAGGUCUGGCGCAUGCUGACGGUCUCUCUGCUUCUCGGCAGCAAGUUCUUGGACGACAACACCUUCCAGAACCGUUCAUGGUCGGAGGUCAGUGGUAUUCCCGUCGCUGAGCUCAACGCUCUGGAACACGAGUGGCUGGAGCAGUCGGGAUGGCGUCUCUACGUCAACUUGGACUACAGCGCGGACUACAAGGCUUGGCUCACCAGUUGGGAUGAGUGGAAGAUCCUCAAGGAUCAGGCCAAUGCUCGUGCCAACCGCGAGAGGCUCGUUCCCGCCAUCGACACCAGCCUCAACCGGUACAAUGGUCGUUCUUCGUACCAAACCUUCGUUCAGCAGCAGGCAGCUGAAUACGAGCGCUAUGAGGCCAUCAAGCGCAACGAGAUUGCCCAUCAGCAGGCUUACGGCAACUGGAACUGGCAAGCGGCUCCGCUCACACCACCCGACUCCGGCUACGGCACUCCCGAGUACAUCAACUCGGCAACAUCGGCCAACGCCCGAUACAACGAUUGGUUCUCCCAGGCAGCCGCCAGCGGCCAGUGGAACACUCGCUACCAGCAGCCUUCGCACAACUACUACAACCAUCGUCAUAAUCAGACGUUCUCUGGCCACUACGGCUACAACCAGAACAUGUGGGAGCACGGCGUUGCCGAGUGCAAUUGCGCAAGCUGCGUUGGGCCUGCUGUGAAGCCGCCCGCCUACUUUGCCCACCCCGGCUUCAGCCAGCCCGUCAUGGGCUAA